This is a messenger RNA of Oncorhynchus mykiss (rainbow trout), 5969 nucleotides long. NCBI's taxonomy places the organism in Eukaryota, Metazoa, Chordata, Actinopteri, Salmoniformes, Salmonidae. The record is from RefSeq and is a predicted model, not a curated record.
AAUAAUGAUAGGCUGUAUUGAUCUAAGGCAGCUGGAGUACUGUGACAAUGAGACUAAGCAGGAGACAGUGUUUGUGUGUGUGUGCUUGCAAGUUAGUAAAGGCUCUUAAAAUGUUGAGGGGAAAUAGUACAAACUGCAAGCCAACAGUUUGAGUGUUUUAUUUGUUGUCUGUAGGCUGGACAAAAUCUAAUUUAAUGUGCACUGUACAAUUAGUUUACUAGCAAACACACACAGACACCCAUGCAAACAUACUGCCUCACUCUUUAUAUACCCCCUCUCUCCUUGAAAGACUGCCGAGCUGCCACCCACUGAACACUGUCAUCCUCAUGACACGGCCCAGCACGGCACACUCUACCUCCUGUCCCUCUGAUGACUCCGCUAACAAAGACAUGCUGGUGUCUGCUCCCUCUCUCUCUCACACACACGCACCAGGGACAGGGCUCUGAGUCCGGACUCAAAGUCAUCCCCAUCUCUCAUCCUGUGUGUGUGUGUGUGUGUGUGUGUGUGUGUGUGUGUGUGUGUGUGUGUGUGUGUGUGUGUGUGUGUGUGUGUGUGUGUGUGUGUGAGUUUAUGGAGACAUCUGUCUGCUGUUUCAUUAGUCCUGACUCACACUUCACGUCAUGGGGAUAUAUGAGAGCUUCCCGUCUUGGCCACCGUCCGCCAAGGAGUACAUCCCCAACAAAGCAACUGGGUGUGUGUCUCUGUCUCAGGCCUUUAAUCAGCAAAACAAUUACUAGGCCAUGAUUUACACUGCCUAGCUAAAAGACAAGAGUGAGCGCUAACACGCUCAAUAACUCAUCUGAAUACAUCUGCAGCACUAAAUAGAUGUCGGAAUAACGUAACAUGAUUAUGAGUGUCCACUCUCGAUUAUCUGUUCCCGUCCCUCCUGUGUCUCAUCACACAAACCCAUCUAUCCUCAAUGUCUCAGACUGUUUACCAUACGGAAGUGUACGUGUGACACGGAGGGGCUAAGAGACAGGGCGCCCUCCCUCUGACAGUGAAGGAACAUGGAAGAUUGUAUGUUCAUUUACUCUGCAGACACUCCCCCAUCGCAUGAGUCAUCACCACCGAAGCUUUCUGAUCAUUCAGACAGUUUGGCGGCUCCUGUCAAUGUGACCAUCAAGGCUUUGAAGUACAACUCUGCCGUGGUGACAUGGGACAUCCCCGAAGGGGACCUUGUCAUCGGCUUCGCCAUCACACAGCAGAAGAAGGACGUGCGCAUGCUGCGCUUCAUCCAGGAAGUGAACACCACCACCCACUCCUGUGCAUUAUGGGACUUGGAGGAGGAGACCGACUACAUUGUGCACGUGCAGUCCAUCAGCAUGAGUGGGCCCAUGAGUCAGCACAGCGAACCCCUGCGCUUCCGCACGCCCAAGGAGUCUGAGACACAGGCCUCGAAGAAUAAAGACGAGGUGACCAUGGAGGAAGUGGGAGCUCAGCUGAGGGCGGGGGAGUUCAUCAUUAUCGUGGUGGUGCUGAUCAUGUGGGCAGGUGAGGGGUGGAAUGUUUCAAAAGGUGUGAUCGCUCUCUUCUGCCGUCAGUAUGACAUCAUCAAAGACAACGAGCCCAACACCAACAAGGACAAAGCUAAGACCUCAUCAGAGUGCAGUACUCCGGAGCACCCGACGGGGGGGCUGUUGCGCAGUAAGUUCCCCAAGAACAACAACAACAACAACCGGGCUCCAUCUGUGAACAUCAUCGAGGUGUGACGGCCAGAACACUCUCUAAUCCAAAGGAUUGAGUGUAUUCUAAACAGAGCAACCAAAGGGCCCUUUAUGCCCAUCUGCUUGUUAGGAUGAGGCUAGGACUGUGGGUUGUGGCCGGCCCUUUGGCAUGGGGCCUGGGUGUGAACUGGGCCCUCAGGACUCCAGGGUCCAGGUCUCAGAGGAGAGGCUCUAGAUGUGGUGGCAGGACUGUGGCUGUCGCUGCUCUAAUUAUUGCCAGAAGGUCAUGGAGAUAAAGGCCAAAUGGGUUCAGCUAUGAGUUGAGAGAGAGGAGAUAUGAACAUGGCCAGGGGACUGCAUAUAACCAGGGCCAGAGACCCUCUCUCUCAGCUUGUUGUUAAUGAACUGAAACACACUGUCCCAGCCCCUGUUCCCCAUACUGCAACCAAGGCUUGAGCACUGUGUACCGUGUGAAAUGAACUCCCCCUACUGCAUCUCCUCUCUUACAGUGUUUAUUUAUUUGCCUCCUAUUAUGCUCAUUUGCUGUAAGGCACAUACUGUACUUUCCUUACUAUUGCUCACCUCCUUUCACCUCUUAUUCAAACUACAGUAUAAAUCACUGUAUCAAAACCUGUUUCAACCUGUUUCAUCUAUUCACAACAACUUCUUAUUGCUAAAGUACCAGUUUUAUAGAUCUCCUUCUGGCUCAACUCCCUGAAACCUCCUCUGAGAUGUGUUUUCAUUCGAUCAGAGCUAGUUAGUUCCCCGCUCAGGGAAUUCAGAUAAUACAAGGCUAAUUUUGGAGGCCUUUCUGAAGCAAGCUGGUGGCUAUGACGUCAGGGCAAGAUCAAAAGGAGCACUCAAGACACCUGUGCGGCAGAAUUCUCCAUUUAUCUGCAGAAUUAAAGCUUGUUAGCUCUGACAGCAGAAAAGAACGUUGUCAUUUAUAAACAAAUCUGGUCUCUACAUUUAUCAUUGAUUUACCUUAAAUAUAACAUUUUCAUUUAAAGGUCCAAAGCAGCCAUUUUUUAAAAUCUCAAUAUAAAAUCAUCUCUGGGCAACAAUUAAGUAUGUUACUGUGUUUGUUUUUGGUUAAAAUGAUCAAAAAGAAGAAAAAAAUGCUUCUUAGCAAAGAGCAAUUUCUCAAGCAAGAAUUAUGCUAUGACUGUCUGGGAGUGGUCUGAGUGGGGAGGGGAUAACUGGAAACUAGCUGUUAUUGGCAGAGAGGUUUGGAACUAUCUUUCUUAUUGGACUAUUAACUUACCGUAUGGUGAUGUCCCCAUGGAAAGCCCAAAGCUCCAUUCCACCAAAACGGGUGAAAUUUCAGGCAGGCUUCUCAAACUGCUCUUACAAUAAAAGGGCUUUAUCCAAAUGUUCACAAUUACACAGUAUUAUUCCAAUCUCAGUGUGCAAAUAUAUAUAAAACACAGGAAAAUCACAUUGACUGCACUGGGCCUUUAAAGGGAUAAUCCACACCAAACGGCUAAUUCAUACAAUUAACAGUGUUAAAUAACACUAAUAUGUGAAUAUAUUUCUUAACAAAUGUUUAAUUUUGUUGUUAUAACAAGGUUGCUAGAAAUAUGUGAAAAGCAUUGUGGAAAUCUCUUGCAACAAAACCCACAACGCAAUGCUAUUUCUGAACUGGCUGGCUAGCUAGCUAGAAAACAUAGCUAUACACAAUAAUACCAAAGUCAAUAUCAGCAUGUGAAGUAGCUAGCUAGCUGUAUAAUCGCCUAAACAAACUGCACAAUCAAUUUAGGAGUCUCUCACCGAGUUAAAAUUGCAGUUCAUCAACUUGCAAUGAAGCGAGUGCAGAUAGGGCACGUUGCUAUGGCAACAACGGCCUUUUCCCACAGACACACGGGGAGCAUAGAGAUAAAUAGUAAUGGCGUCUUUUUGAGGGCAUUAAAUCCACCAUGGUUCGUUAGUCAAGGCAUAUGGGAAAAUAAAUGGCCUUUUUGUAGGGGUUUUGGAUAAACACGGGCUUAGGAGAUUUAGGUUUUGUUCUAUGAACAUUUUGAAGCAUUUAUGUAACAAAAAAAGCAAAUACACAUAAAAGGCUUUAUAUUUCAAAAAGGUAAUGUUAGUUGACUGAUAUCGCAUAGGACAAAACGUAUAAGAUCUCCUAAGCCUGUGUUAACAUCAGAUCUUAUUUUUGGCGUUUAUCCCAAAACCCCAUUCUUUCCCCAUAGAUAGGUUAGCUGAGAACGUCACAAAAACGAUGUGCUUGCCUCUAUGGGGCAGUAGUCAGCAUGCUGUUGUGAUUCUGGAUGGCCAGAGUGCUAGCAAGAAUGACAGGAAACUGUCAAAUGGGGAUUCGUAACUGGCUCGUUUCAUCUUGUUCUUGAUACCAUGUCUUGUUUUGAGGUGUUUUGACUGAUUUAAUGCCAAUGCUGAUAUGGCUAGCUAGCUAACCAACAACUGUAAUGACGUAUUUGAGGGACAAGUGCUCAUUGUGCAAAUGUAUUUAUGUUUUCAAUAAAACAUUGGAGAGGAAAUAUAGCAUACAUGUUAUCAACAGUUCAAGCCAACCCUGUCUGUUUUGCCCCAUAGUUGCAAAAGCGUCAGUUUUGUUGCUAAACAACCAGACCGUCUAUGGGAAUGGCUAAACGAACCAGAGGUAACUAAUUUCCUGUUUUUAGGACUAAAAGCUGGCGAGCUCUAUUGCGAGAUGGUACUUGAAGGAGAAACUGAGUUUAAUCAUUUGGUACACUGUUUAGAUUGAGCACAUCUAAGUGAAAUAUAUAUACUUUUUUAUGAUUAUAUAAACAGAUGGAUGUGUUCCAGACAAGAACCAUUUGGCUAUGCCACAUUUCUACACCAUUUCCUGAUUUCACAGAUAGACCACUUAGAAGUUAAAUCAUGGGGAAUUGUUUUAUUUUACCCACUGAUAGAACAUAGGCUUUCAAGAAAUUGACAGGAGAUUCAUUAAUUUUAUUUCUGGUGGUGGAUUAUCCCUUUAAGUAAAAAUAAUAUUUGACUUAUAAGUAGAUUUACUAAAAUGCUACUGUUCAAAUAUUUUAAGUGUAUCGUUUCUCUUAUCACCUACUUUUAUUAGUGAAUGUUCAAGAGAGUUUACACUCACCUCUAAGAGGGGCCUGACUCAUGUGCAUGGACUGGAUGUGUCUCUGAGGAAGGGCUAAACAGGUCUCCCCAUGACAGCAAUAACAGCCCUGAGGGGAGCAGUGGAGCAUCUCACACACCGGCAGGCCAUGAAGCACCUGUCCAACCUACACUCAACCUCCCAGCCACACUUAAUGCAGGGGGACUUUAAAAUGUGAUUAAAUGAGUUUAAAUUCCUAUUUUAUGAGCAUCCUUGUUUAUGAAAAGACCUUUCUAUGAAACACCUGCCACCCCCAACUUUCCCAGAUCUAAUCAACGAUGUGAUCACAAGCUAUUGGGCUUGGAAGUGCCAGGGACCUCACAAUACGAUAUUAUCCCGAUACUUUGGUGCCGAUACGAUAUGCAUUGCCAUUCUCACGAUUCUAAAUGUAUUCCAUUUCGACUGUGAUUUUAUAACGAUUCGAUGUUCCAAACAUAUUGCUCACCAUAUGUAUGCUGCAAAGGAACAAAAUAUAACUUUCUCAUGGCUUUGAUCAGUCAUGGAAAUAAAAAUGCUGAAAACAAAUUGUCUCCCUAUUUAAAAAGAUGAUGGAAAACAAGUUUUGCUGCAGGUACAGCCAACUAGCGCAAAUAUAAUAUUGCGAUACUCAAAACGAUACAUCUUCGAAAAUAAUAUCCCGAUUUGUAACUGUAUCGAUUUUUUCCCCCAUCACUAAUGAGCUCCAUAUGUUGGUUCUAAACGUUGACCCCUUUGAUUCAGUCCCAUCUGACAUCAUCAUUAGUAGUCAUCUUCACAGAAGGGCUUCCACUGAAUCAUCUUCAGUGUGAGAGUCCAUCCUCCCCACCCCAUGUACUGUAUCACAGGCAGGUGUUGACAUGCUGUAUGAAGAGACUAUGCUGUGGAGAUUCUCAAAUGGGCCAGACAACCUCCUCCACAUCCCCACGAAGGGGACAUUGCUGUGGUAAUGUUUUUUAGGUCGGAUUUAAAAAAGCACUGCCUUAAACACCUGAAUAUUCCAUUUUGUUUGAUAGGAUGGAAUGGUAAGGGUCCAAUUUGUUCCACCUUUUCCAUUUAGUAUUUCCCUGCCACUUGGCCCAUGGAGGCCGCAGUAUGUUAUGUUAAACAUCUGUGGUCUGUCUAUAUCCAUUAUGAGAUGGUAUAGGAGGAAAAGUAGAAUUUUAUUUAUUUUCUAAGGGAUGGGCGAAUAUAAUGCUAAAUAAAGAGCAUGACAGAAAAGUGUA